UUUUUUGUUUUGCUCAGAUAAAGAACACAUCACGCAAAGAAAAAGAGAAAUCGAUCUAAAUUUAUUACGAAUUAGUAAACAAAGAAAAAUCAUUGUAAGAUAAAAUGUUCAAUUUAAUAAAGAAUGGUUUUAAUGGGAGUAGGUCCUCUAAUUUGUUAGGAUCACUCCUGACAAAGCGUUUUAUAUCAACAACUGAAAAUGUCCAUAGUUCGGAAAAUGUCUCAAAGGAAGGAGGCCGCAUUGGUGGAUUGCCAACAGAUUUGGUAAAUCAACAAAAAAUUAAAAAGACCACAAGAACUUUGUCAACACUUCAGAAUCAUUCAGUGCCAUUAGCAGCCAGAGUAACUGUUUCUAAAGAUGAAAGUCGUAAUUUCAUGGCAGUAUUUCCCGAUAUUGUCCGUGAUUUAACAGAAGCAGCAAACAGUUACAACUCAAGUGAUGCAUCAAAAUGGUUUGCUCGCGCUUUACAAUACAAUGUACCCAAGGGUAAGAAAAAUCGAGGAAUUCUUACCGUCUUAACAUACAAAAACCUAGUCAACUCCAAGGACAUUACAGAAGAAAAUUUAAAAUUGGCACAUAUAUUGGGUUGGUGUGUUGAAAUGCUACAAUGUUUCUUUAUAAUCAACGACGACGUUAUGGAUAACAGUUCAACCAGACGGGGUCAACCAUGCUGGCAUAAGAUAGACGAUGUUGGCUUGAUAGCUUUAAAUGAUGCUUUAAUGAUAGAAAGUGCAAUUUAUAUUUUAUUGAAAAAGUACUUCAGUCAUAUGGAUUGUUAUAUGGACUUAAUGCAACUUUUUCAUGAAAUCACAUUCAUUACAACUUGCGGUCAAAGUUUAGAUUUAUUAAACGCCAAUAAAAGUGUAACAUCAUUUGAUAUGGACAAAUAUAAUGCAAUUGUGGCUAAUAAAACAGCCUAUUAUUCAUUCUAUCUGCCGUUUGCCCUGGCAAUGCAUUUAGCUGGAAUAAAAGACCAGGAAGCUUUUCGGCAAUCAAAAACCAUUCUUUUAGAAAUGGGUCACUUUUUCCAGGUGCAAGAUGACUUCUUAGACUGUUUUGGAAAUCCCGAUAUUACGGGAAAAAUUGGCACCGACAUCCAGGACAAUAAAUGUUCAUGGUUAGCAGUAGUUUGUAUGCAAAGAGCAAAUGAAGAACAAAAGCAAAUCAUGUUAGAUUGCUAUGGAAAAACUGAUCCAGAUAAGGCAGCACGAGUUAAAGAAUUAUAUAAAACUUUAGGUCUCCCCAACACCUAUGCUAUUUAUGAAGAAGAAUCUUAUAAUAUGAUCAAGACUCAUAUCCAACAAACGUCACGAGGUGUACCCCAUCAGAUUUUCUUACAGAUUUUAAACAAAAUCUAUCAGCGAGAUUCCUAAACAUUUUUGAAACUAGUCGUAUGCAUAUUAUGAAUAAAUAGCCAUUUACACAUGAUCAAUAAUUUAUACACAUGUUUAUUUUAAAUAUUAAAAACAUAUUUACAUACAAUUUUGAAAAUAAAUGAAAUUAUAUUUUUAACUUUUA
Messenger RNA from Calliphora vicina (urban bluebottle blowfly), 1518 nucleotides. RefSeq names its product Farnesyl pyrophosphate synthase (gene Fpps). The transcript has 7 exons. Bases 105 to 1373 code for a protein of 422 amino acids. Gene Ontology annotation, biological process: trans, trans-farnesyl diphosphate biosynthetic process. The record is from RefSeq and is a predicted model, not a curated record. Gene Ontology annotation, molecular function: dimethylallyltranstransferase activity; (2E,6E)-farnesyl diphosphate synthase activity. Lineage: Eukaryota; Metazoa; Arthropoda; Insecta; Diptera; Calliphoridae. Gene Ontology annotation, cellular component: cytoplasm.